CUCUCCUCUUACAGGAAGCCCUCUGUGAACACCUCGGGUGAACCUGAGUUCUGUGCAGUUUGUAUCAGGGUUUAGUGAGAUGCAGCUUCAUGAGAGGGAGGACCUGGCCGCAGAUCGCCAGCGGCGUCGCUGGGAUGCUGAGCGGGGCCGCGUGCGGCUCAGGUGUGGCCUCGCAGCGAGAGGCCCGUGUGUGGGAAGGGAGAUGUUUGCGGGAGGCCGUGUUCGGCGUUACCGGGGCAACAGGACUGUUGUUCCCGGACUCAGACCGGCAUAUCCCUUAAAACAGAGCCGUGACGACUAAUUGCAGCUUAUUAAUUAACAGUAAACCAUCAACUAGCCUUGGCUCAACAUCUCCCCUCGCGCCUCCCGGCACUUAACUCUUCGCAACGGCCUUAAGAAGGUGGUCAAGUCACAGAGUACUCCUUUUACAGAUUAGGAAACAGGCCGAGCGAGGUGAGCGAUUUGCUGAACGGAAGUAGGGGCCAUCCCUCGUCUUCAGCGCCCUGGGGAAUAAAUCCCGGUGGAUUUCAAACCACGGAGGUCAUGUUCAUGUUCUCUUCCGGGCCCAGUGCUGCCGGAUGGCAGGCCUGUCUCUGCUUAAAGAAAGCAUUGACAAGAUCUCGAAGGUCACCUCUCCCGUGCUGGUCAUCCACGGCACCGAGGACGAGGUCAUCGACUUCUCGCACGGCCUGGCCAUGUAUGAGCGCUGCCCCCGCGCCGUGGAGCCGCUCUGGGUGGAGGGGGCCGGCCACAACGACAUAGAGCUCUACGCGCAGUACCUGGACAGACUGAGACAGUUCAUAUCUCACGAACUGCCCAACUCCUGAAGGAGCCGCCGCGAUUGUGCCUCACUUACUGUGAGCGCACGGGUCCUGUUUCACGCGUGCUUGAACUGGGAGGCGGGGACGGCGUGGCUGGCGGCCCGGGGCCUGCGCCCGCCCAGAGCCCGGCCAGUCCCAGCCUUCGCGUGUCCGGAGGUGGCGCCGGCAGGAGGGGGCAGGGGGAGCGGGGGGGCGGGGCGGCCUCCUGGGCUGCCCGGAGGUCGCUCUCGGCUGCUGCCCUGCUGUCCCCUCCGGUCACCGGACUCCGCCCUCUCUCCGCUGAUGUUCUCAGUAUCUCACAAGCAGCUCUUUUCCCGCCACUGGACUCGUGGGUUCGAUCCCUUCCUGAAGCUGUGAUAGAAUUUAACCGGAAAACUCGGGGGGAGGAAACUCCCUUUGUUACGUUUCGUUCACAGGCUGAUCUCUUCCCCCCACACGACUCAGCCCCAGGGUAAUUCACUGGAACUCUCCAGAACAGGUGCAUUCGUUGGACCCACGUGAACAUAACUGGAAUAUUCUUAAUCAAAAGGAAACUGGGGUUUUUUUAAGUGUAAAUUUAUUACUCGUCCACAGAGUUUUAAUAUCUCGAUGGUCAGGCUGGUCUGUCACAGCGCCUCGCCGCCGCCUCUCCUCCCGUGAAGCCCUCGCCGUGCGGCUUCUCUAAAGUACUGUCCAUCCUUGGAAUCGCAUUCAUUGUGCGUAGAUUCUUAAUGGGUAGUUUUCUUUCGGGCUACAAACUGCAGAUCCCUCGUUUGUAAUGUAAAUGAUUGAAUACAUUUUGUUAAUAUGUUUUUAUUCCUAUGUUUUGCUAUUAAAAAAUUUUAUAACAUUUCCAAGACAAAAAAAAAAAGAAUUACAAGUUUAUGCUUUGAAGACUUUAUGUAAUUAAAAUUUCACGGAACUAAUCUUUUUAGUUUAGGAGCUACUUGGGUUUUGACACUGGACUUGCACCGAGGAAGCAUCGGAAAGGGAAGAUGCUUAGAGAUCGCUACACUGCUCAUCCUGGUUGGGGGCUUGGGUCGGGCGUUCCUGGGUUUUGUUUUCCUUUUUCUUUUCAAAUUUAAAAGCCUUAAAUGUACUGUAAGCCUCAGAUCGCCGUGCGGCUGGAUUGCGAAUGAUUGCCAGUCUGCUCCGGGCGUGGGGGCAGCGGGACGGUUGGUCGUGGAAUAAAGGAUGCAUGGAUCAGAA
Messenger RNA from Suricata suricatta (meerkat), 2009 nucleotides. RefSeq names its product abhydrolase domain containing 17C (gene ABHD17C). Gene Ontology annotation, biological process: protein depalmitoylation. Bases 579 to 827 code for a protein of 82 amino acids. Gene Ontology annotation, molecular function: palmitoyl-(protein) hydrolase activity. NCBI's taxonomy places the organism in Eukaryota, Metazoa, Chordata, Mammalia, Carnivora, Herpestidae. The record is from RefSeq and is a predicted model, not a curated record. Gene Ontology annotation, cellular component: plasma membrane; endosome membrane. The transcript has 2 exons.